AUGGUGGAGACUCCAGCUCAUGUCGAGCGAGUCCGCGGCGCAAACAGGAGGAUCUCGUCUCACAAGGAUGAGCUUGUUAGGGUACAGAACCUUCACCUCACCCACCGAUACAAGCAGUGUAUCUCCCUGUGUGAGCAGCUUCAGAGGCCAAAUCCGCAAGAAUUGAACUCCUCACUGACACAAUAUCAGAUCCAUGCGCUUCACCGAACUUUCCUCUGGUUCUACCGUGCAGUCUCUUACGAAGCUAUGGGCCUCAUCGCACAUGACUUUUCGAACAACAAGAUGGAACUUCUGUUGCUCGCACAGGACAGUUUCAAAUCCGCUCUCAGUGUCUUGCCGCUGCCUUAUGUCUCGGCCGAGCAAGGUUAUUACAGCCAGCCCGAGCAAUCUCCACCGUACACUGAUUGGCAUGUCUCCCCUACAAAUAUCAAGAAAAACAUACAAGGUUCGCCAAUACCAGGCAUUGCAAGUUCAACUGUCACACACUCUGCUUCAGCAUACAGCAUCUAUUCCCCUGCGCCGAACUUGUUGUCGUCCGAUGUCGAAGUCUCCGGACCACCCGAGGUAUCGGACACACUUUCUGCAGAAACUGAUGAGACGCAACAAGAAGGACUGAACUGCAACCAUGUCAAGUCACCGCACACUCCCAUGACACACCGCGCUCGACUCAGCCAAAGCUUGAGCAACCCUCAUGCACUAGCGGAAGAACUCGUCCCAUCACCCUUAUUCAGUCGAGCUCCCAAAGAUGCAGAGCCCGCCCAAGCCCAGACCGACACUACCCACCGACCCCUUCCUCCUCUACCGUUCGGGCACAGAGCCGGUUUUGAAGUCCAAGGUUCUCGCAUCAUCCAGAUCCCCACCAUGCGCAAGACGGCAGUACAAACCCUCAUUGCUCGAUAUGAAGGUUCCUUGCCAGUGCUGCAGUCGCCAUCGCCGGAAGAGACAGCCACACCUUCUCCAGUGACGCCACGCUUCCGAAUGAUUCGCGACGCCUUCAGUCCAGACCCUCCGAACGACCAUCUGGACGCUUACCUCUCAUCGGCCAGCCUGACGCGGUACAAUGCUUCGUUAUCCGAUUUCGCAACCCAACUGCGCAAACAUAUCUCUUUUCUGGCCAAAGACCUCGAUCGAGUGCGCAGUCUUCACGACGAACGCGCCACUGCCAAAGCAUCAACGAACAACCGCCUCGCUAGUUUCUGGUCGUUGAGCACUACCUCCCCGUCUACUCGAGCUGGUCGCCAACGAGAAGACAAUGAUGACGACGCAAAUGGAGGAGAUCCAGCGACUCUGGCCAAGAAAGAACGAAUCAACAAAUUGAGACUCGCUGGAUGGAACGUCCGGAAAGAGAAACAUGGAUACAAGGGGGAAGAAUGGUACAACAGUCUCAGACGGUGUCUCGCGCGUGAGCUCGACGAUCAUGCUACGCCGAGGAGUUGA
Messenger RNA from Exophiala viscosa, 1437 nucleotides. RefSeq lists its product as uncharacterized. NCBI's taxonomy places the organism in Eukaryota, Fungi, Ascomycota, Eurotiomycetes, Chaetothyriales, Herpotrichiellaceae. Bases 1 to 1437 code for a protein of 478 amino acids. The transcript has 2 exons. The record is from RefSeq and is a predicted model, not a curated record.